CUCGGGUGGACGGCCAUGCCGAGGCGUAGAGCCUCCGUCUGCAUCCGGCAGAGGACGCGGAGCCACCGUCCCUACCCGCCGUUCGUUCCCGGAGCUGACCUCCAAGGGGUUCCCCUCUCCAUGGAGAGCAGGAAGGCAUCUGUGGGAACCUGGAAGGCCGGCAGAGAGGCUCUGGUGACGUUUGAGGAUGUGGCUGUGGAUUUCACGCAGAAGGAAUGGAAGCUGCUGAGCCCUGCGCAGAGGACCCUGUACAGACAUGUGAUGCUGGAGAACUUCAGCCACCUGGAGUCGCUGGGAAUUCCCUGUUCUAAACCAGACCUCAUCACGUGGCUGGAGCAAGGGAAAGAGCCCUGGAGGGAAGAGAGGAGACACCGGCCAGGCCCCCGUCCAGCAGAAGCAAAGCCAGAAAUCCAUCUCUCUCCCUGCUGCCCACUGGCCUCCGCUCACAAUAUCCCCUUGAAGCACAUGAUUCACGACCAUUCUGCUCAGAUGUCUGCAGGUGUUUGUGCAACAAAUUAUCCACAGCUGAGGAAUCCUGGGCUGGAGCACCAGGAAGAAGAGCAGGAAGAACUCUCUCAUCAGAGUGACCAGAGUGAUAGGGGAGCAGGUCAAGAGAGAGAAGAAAACUCCCAGACCUUGUUGAGGAGGGGAAGUCAGAUGUCUGAGAUAAAUUCCAGCCCACACCCCACCCAGGCAGUAAGUCUGGGGCAAAGGAACUCAGUGGUGGAAAUAGAGGGUAGCCAAGCCCAGAGGGAAAACCCUAAAGAAACAGCUGAAGUUUUGAAAGGAAUAGAAAAUUCAGAAUGGGAAACGUUCAGAUGUGCAGAGUGUGGGCAACACUUUAAUCAGAAGACAAAGCUGCUUUGUCACAGAAAAGCACAUCAUGGACAGAAUCUUUUAACAUGCAGAGAAUGUGGACAGGACUUUACUGAUAAGUCAGCACUCUUCUUGCACCAGAGGACGCACCAAGGAGAGAGUCCAUAUAUGUGCAGGGAGGGUGGGCCAGACUUCAGCAUUAAGUCAAACCUCAUAACAUACCAGAGGACACACUCAGGGGAGAAGCAUUUUGUGUGCAAGGAGUGUGGGAAAGGCUUUACCAUGGGAUCAGCUUUGAUCUCCCACCAGCGGACACACUCAGGGGAGAAAUGUUUUGUGUGCAAGGAGUGCAGGCAAGGAUUUUCACAAAAAUCAAACCUCAGUAAUCAUUGGAAGACACACUCAGGGGAGAAGCCUUUUGUGUGCAAUGAGUGUAGGAAAGGCUUUACUCAUAAAUCAAACCUGAUGCACCACCAGAGGAGUCACUCAGGGGAGAAGCCUUUUGUGUGCAAUGAGUGUGGCAAACGCUUUUCCAAUAAAGAACACAUGACCCGCCACCAGUAUAAACACUCAGGGGAGAAGCCUUUUGUGUGCAAGGAUUGUGGGAAAGGCUUUACUCAUAAAUCAAACCUGAUGCGCCACCAGAGGAGUCACUCAGGGGAGAAGCCUUUUGUGUGCAAUGAAUGUGGCAAACGCUUUUCCCAUAAAGAACACAUGACCCGCCACCAGUAUAAACACUCAGGGGAGAAGCCUUUUGUGUGCAAGGAGUGUGGGAAAGGCUUUACCCAAAAAUCAAGCCUAGUCGCACACCAGUGGUCACACUCAGGGGAGAAGUCUUUUGUGUGCAAGGAGUGUGGAAAAGGCUUUACUCAUAAAUCAAACCUAAUGCGCCACCAGAGGACUCACUCAAGGGAGAAGCCUUUUGUGUGCCAGGAGUGUGGGAAAGGCUUUAAGUGUAGAUCAAUCCUGAUGCACCACCAGAAGACUCACUCAGGGGAGAAACCUUUUGUGUGCAAUGAGUGUGGGAAAGGCUUUAUCCGUAAAUCAACCCUGAUGCGCCACCACAGGACUCACUCAAGGGAGAAGCCUUUUGUGUGUAAGGAGUGUGGGAAAGGCUUUAUCCAUGAAUUAAACCUGAUGCACCACCAGAGGACACACUCGGGGGAGAAGCCUUUUGUGUGCAAGGAGUGUGGGAAAGGCUAUAUCCGUAAAUCAAACCUGAUGCGCCACCACAGGACUCACUCCGGGGAGAAGCCUUUUGUGUGCACGGAGUGUGGGAAAGGCUUUAUCCAUAAAUCAAUCCUGAUGGAGCACCACAGGACUCACUCAGGGGAGAAGGCUUUUGUGUGCACGGAGUGUGGGAAAGGCUUUACAUAUAAAUCAAACCUGACGUGCCACCAGAGGACUCACUCUGGGGAGAAGCCUUUUGUGUGCAAGGAGUGUGGGAAAGGCUUUUCCCGAAAAUCAGCCCUCAUAUGCCAUUUGAGUACACACUCAGGGGAGAAGCCUUUUGUGUGUAAGACGUGUGGGCAUGCCUGUAACCGAAAAUUAGGCCUGAUCUCCCAUGAGAGGACACACUCAGGAGAGAAACCUUUUGUGUGCAAAGAGUGUGGGCAAGGCUUUUCCCAUAAAUCAUCCCUGUACUCCCACCAGCGUACACAUUCAGGAGAGAAGCCAUUUGUGUGCAGGUAUUGUGGGCAGAGUUUCAGGUGGAAGCCCAGUCUCGUAAACCAUCAGAAUAAACACUUGGGGGUGAAGCCUUUUGUGUGUAGGUACUGCGGGCGAAAUUUCAGCAUGAAGUCAUAUCUCCUACGUCAUCUGAAGAAACACUCAGGGGAGAAGCCUUUUGUUUGCAAGGAGUGUGGAGAAGCCUUUGUCCGAAAAAAGUCCCUUAUCGCCCACCAGUGGAGACACUCGGGGAAGAAGCCAUUUUUGUGCAAGGACUGUGGGAAAGGCUUUGCCCACAAAUCAUCCCUGACAACCCAUAAGUCAAAACACUCAGGGGAGAAGCCUUUUGUGUGCAAGGAGUGUGGGAAAGGCUUUCUACACAAAUCAUCUCUUACCUACCAUCUGAGGAGACACUCGGGGCAGAAGGCUUUUGAGUGCAGGGAGUGUGGACAAGGGUUUUUAAAGAAAUCAUCUCUUACCUACCACCUGAGGAGACACUCGGGGGAGAAGCCUUUUGAGUGCAGGGAGUGUGGUGUAGGUUUUCUCCACAAGGUAUCCCUCAUCUACCACCAGCGGAAACACUCAGGGGAGGAACCUUUUGUGUGUAGUCAUUGUGGGCGAGGUUUUCAGAGUAAGUCUAAUCUCCAGAGACAUCAGAAGGUACACUCAGGGGAGAAGCCUUUUGUAUGAAGGGAGUGUGGCCAAGUCCCCAGUGCACACAUGGAGGAAAGGGCCAGUGUGUGGUGCAUGGAGAGGAACGUGAGCCAUAAUCACACGUGUGGGUGUCAGACGUUCCACUCAGCAGGGAAGCACUUGUGUGUAGCGUGUGGCCAAAGCAUUAGUUGAUGGCUGACUGUCUGCACCUCAGGGUCUGCCUAUGGUGGUCAGCCGUUCCCAUCCAGUAACUGCUGCUGUGCAAAGCUACAGCUGAGCCCGUGACCGCGCUCGCAGAAACAUCACGCAGGCUGAGGGGAUCCGCAGGGCUACCGAGACAUAAACUUGGUGAUGCUCCCUAUCCAUGAAAAUUAAGUCUCUGUGGUUCUGAGUAUUUAAGGCAGAUUCUGACACAAAACGUCCAGGUUUGAGAAGCAGACAGCAGGGGAGGGGAGGGAAUUACCCGAGAUCCUGGGGAAAUGUCUCUCUUGCAGAGUGGAUCUUGUGACUGACUGAGCAUCCCAUGGGCAGCUCUGAGCUGGUGAUGACAGCCCAGGGAUAAGGGCAGGGCUGUUGCUGACACACCCUCCCUGAGGUUACCCAGCAGCCCAUGACACUUCCACCAAACGCUCCAGUUGCGUCCCCUCACCCAGCCGGCCUCACCU
This is a messenger RNA of Manis pentadactyla (Chinese pangolin), 3803 nucleotides long. RefSeq names its product zinc finger protein 337-like. NCBI's taxonomy places the organism in Eukaryota, Metazoa, Chordata, Mammalia, Pholidota, Manidae. Bases 16 to 3174 code for a protein of 1052 amino acids. Gene Ontology annotation, molecular function: DNA-binding transcription factor activity, RNA polymerase II-specific; RNA polymerase II cis-regulatory region sequence-specific DNA binding. The record is from RefSeq and is a predicted model, not a curated record. Gene Ontology annotation, biological process: regulation of transcription by RNA polymerase II. The transcript is spliced from 5 exons.